AUGGCCGCCUUCGCUUUGAGGCUCCCGUCGGCGACGAGACGGUUCUGCAGCGCACGCUCACCUGUCCGCGCGUUCUCGUGCACCCGGAAAGCGACCGGCGCUCUGACGGGCCAGGGGGACCGAUUCGGUGGCGUGACCGUGAACCUGGCCGACGCCGGUCUACCGGAGGACGUCAGCGAGAGCUCGUUCGGCAGAUUGCUUCGAGACUCGCUGGCCCAGUGGAAGGCCGAGGGGAGGGUGGCCGUGUGGCUCCGGGUGCCCAUCUCGCUGAGCCGCUGCGCCGCCGCCGCCUCCGCCCACGGCUUCACCUUCCACCACGCCAAACGGGACCACGCCGUGUUGGCCCUCUGGAUGGGGGACGGGGAGAGCAUGCUGCCCGGGUUCGCGACCCACCAGAUAGGAGUGGCAGGUGCAGUUGUUGAUGAAUCGAAUGGAAAAGUUCUAGUGGUCCAAGACAGAAACAAGACAAAGAAUGCGUGGAAGUUCCCCGGCGGCUUGUCUGAUCCGGGAGAAAAUAUCGGGGCCACCGCUGUGCGGGAGGUCUUCGAGGAGACCGGCGUCCGCUCCGAGUUCAAGUCGUUGCUCAGCAUCCGGCAGCAGCACGACCACCCGGGCGCCUUCGCCAUGUCGGACAUGUACAUCAUCUGCCGGCUGCGCCCGCUCAGCUACCGCAUCGACUUCUGCACUCGGGAGUGCCUGCGCUGCGAGUGGCUGGAGCUGGCCGAGCUGGCCCGGACGGACCGGACCACGCCCAUCACCUCCCGCGUGGCCCGGCUCCUGCUGCGCGGCCUGCAGCGCGGCUUCGACGACAUCGACCUCGCCAUGGAGGAGCUGCCCGCCGUCCACCCGGGGAAGUUCUACCAGCUGUACCACAGGCCGCUCAAAGGCUAG
This is a messenger RNA of Pungitius pungitius (ninespine stickleback), 891 nucleotides long. RefSeq names its product nudix (nucleoside diphosphate linked moiety X)-type motif 6 (gene nudt6). The transcript has 5 exons. The coding region runs from base 1 to 891 and encodes 296 amino acids. Gene Ontology annotation, molecular function: NAD binding; ADP-ribose diphosphatase activity; NADH pyrophosphatase activity. The record is from RefSeq and is a predicted model, not a curated record. NCBI's taxonomy places the organism in Eukaryota, Metazoa, Chordata, Actinopteri, Perciformes, Gasterosteidae.